GUGCUGGUAAACAUCUAUUAGUAGCGCUACUAAACUAUCGACCAGCUAGCCUGCCCUCAUCGCCAUGAAGUACUCAUACGUAGUCUUUAUUUCAACCUUCAUACUUGCCGCAUUUUCGUACGUAAGAGCUAGCAAUAAUGCCGUAGCCUACGUCGCCGCGCCGCUACUCCGCACGUAUCCAUACGUUUACAGCGCACACAGUUCGUCCCUCGUCACACCCACUCAGCAGCAAUAUCACACCCAGGAUGGCUUGGGACAGUACGCGUACGGCUAUGCAGAGCCUCAUUCUACAAAGCAGGAGGUGCGCUCACUGGACGGCAUCACACGUGGCUCAUACAGCUAUCGCGACGCUACGGGAAAAUUACAAACCGUAGACUAUACUGCAGACGACAAUGGUUUUCGUGUUGCCGCUACAAAUCUGCCUAUCGCCGUCGGCGAUGACCAAUCACUUCAGCAGCCCUUUCGUGGGAGGGCCACGUCAGGCGGAGUUGCCUUUACCGCCGGCGUUGGAGCAACCAGUGACGUUCACCUUGCAGGUCAUAAGGAGGCUUUAUUGCGCCUGGCAACGGGGGGCAUCAUUAGCGGCGAAUCCCUUUCAACCGGGUCAGAUACUCGGUCUGUACAAUUGUCUCAGCCCGUGGAUGAUACAGUUACCGUGGCCGCUGCAAAGACGCCUCAACUAAGCUCACAUAAUCCUGAAAAACAACUGCAGGAAAUUAUUCAACAAGGACGUGUUCUUACACCGACAAUUGUUCCUGGCCCAGCUACUAUUCGAACAUCUGUCAUUCCAAGUGUUUACAAUUAUGGUUACCCGUGGAGAUACUUUUACUAUUAGAAAUAUUUUUUAUUGAAAUUUCUAAUGUACCAAGA
Bactrocera neohumeralis is the source of this 870-nucleotide messenger RNA. RefSeq lists its product as uncharacterized. NCBI's taxonomy places the organism in Eukaryota, Metazoa, Arthropoda, Insecta, Diptera, Tephritidae. The record is from RefSeq and is a predicted model, not a curated record. Gene Ontology annotation, cellular component: chitin-based extracellular matrix. Gene Ontology annotation, molecular function: structural constituent of chitin-based larval cuticle. The coding region runs from base 65 to 835 and encodes 256 amino acids. The transcript has a single exon.